UUUACUGGAUAUGUACAAAGAGUAGACCGAAAUCGAAAAAACCAGCGAGGAUUCACAUAUUACUUCGACAUCAUUCUGCAGACGGCAGUAGACCAAACGGAGAAGAUAAGAAUAAUGAUAAGUUCUAUGGAUGACAUCACGAAAAGCCAGCUUUUCAAAGACAAACAAAAAGCACAACAGCCCAUCACCAUAACCAACCUUAGGGUUGUUCAGAGUGGCAUGGUGUUUAUGCACCAGAACAGCAUUGUUAAGGAUGUCUCCACGAUGGCCAUUCCAUUUAAAUAUGUACCACCAGCAGCACCACCCAUUACAUCUGUAGCAGAUGUUUUAAAAACUAAGAGGCAAGGGGAU
Pocillopora meandrina is the source of this 351-nucleotide messenger RNA. NCBI's taxonomy places the organism in Eukaryota, Metazoa, Cnidaria, Anthozoa, Scleractinia, Pocilloporidae. The record is from the annotation of a GenBank genome assembly.